AUGACCACAACAAGCAACGAAUUUGCACUGCCCCUAGCGGGCAAGACGGCAAUCGUCACCGGCGCUUCACGAGGUAUUGGUGAGGGAAUCGCUUGGGAACUGGCACGUCAAGGAGCAACAGUCGUCUUGGGAUAUACAUCCGAAUCAAGCGGUAGCAAUAUAAAAAGACUCCAAGACAGAAUAGCAACACUUCCACAUCAGCCUAGGACUCUCUCCGUCAAGGCAAAUCUCAGCACCGUGGAAGGCUCGAAAAAGCUCAUCGAUGAAUUGACGCAGUGGACAGAUGGCUCCCUCAAAUUAGACAUCCUCGUGAACAACGCUGGCUUGGAGGUGGUGAAGCCACUGGGGAAGAUCUCUGUCGAAGACUAUGAUGCGGUGUACAACCUCAAUGUACGCGGCGCGAUACUGUUGACCCAAGCAGUACUGCCAUUCCUCAAUCCCAACAGCCGGGUCAUCAAUCUCACUUCUGUUGGUGCGCGGACUGGCUUCAAGGAGCUUAGCCUCUACUGCUCCUCGAAAGCUGCUGUUGAAGGAUUAACACGGUGCUGGGCUGCUGAAUUAGGUGUCAAUGGCACCACUGUGAAUGCCGUUGCGCCAGGGCCGGUGCAGAGCGAUAUGCUGGACAACAUCCCGGCAGAUAUCGUCAAGAUGCAGAAGGACAACACCCCAAUACAAAACCGACUUGGCACAGUUCAAGAGGUUUCUAAUAUUGUAGCGUGGCUAGCUAGCCCUAGCAGCUCAUGGGUCACCGGUCAGGUCAUUUGCGCUAGUGGAGGCUGGGCCAUGUAUUAG
Messenger RNA from Phaeoacremonium minimum UCRPA7, 792 nucleotides. Its product is annotated as putative 3-ketoacyl-acyl carrier protein reductase protein. Gene Ontology annotation, molecular function: oxidoreductase activity. Lineage: Eukaryota; Fungi; Ascomycota; Sordariomycetes; Togniniales; Togniniaceae. Bases 1 to 792 code for a protein of 263 amino acids. The transcript is spliced from 2 exons. The record is from RefSeq and is a predicted model, not a curated record.